GCAUGUCGCCCCGCUAGCCCUCAUCCUCACCGCGCACCGUCCUCGGCCAGACCCCCCUUUAUAAAUAUUGUACCCUCGACGUUUCCCACAGCGGCAGCCGUAUAUAAUGCUUCCACGCUCCGCCAGCAUUCCUUCUCCCACCCACGCUCUUUCCCAGCCAGCGCAUCCGCAACAGGUCCCCCCACCGCCCUUUUAUCCGGACCAGCGCUCCUUUGAGCCCCUCGAAUACGGUCACCGACACCCGUCCCACUUCCACGGCCAUCCCUAUCUUCAACACCCCGGGCAGCCCAUGGACAUCCUCGCCGACUAUCGCACCUUCUUCCCCUAUCAGCCCAACGAGGUCAAGCACCGUCGGCGUACCACCGCUGUCCAGCUCAAGGUCCUCGAGGGCAUCUUCAAGACGGAGACGAAGCCGAAUGCUGCGCUGCGGAACAAGCUUGCCGUCCAGCUGGAAAUGACCGCGAGAGGUGUACAGGUCUGGUUUCAGAACCGACGCGCGAAGGAAAAGCUGAAGGCCAGCAAGGCAAGCAAGGCAAAAGAGGAGAAGAGCAACGCCGAUAAGGCCGACGCAUCCCCACCCAGUCCCUCCAACCCUCCCACGGGAGGUUCGUCCUCGUCGACGACGACGCCCGCGGCCGAAGAGUCUAAGUCGGACCAGUCGGCUGCCACUACUCCACCCACCACACCACCCUCGAAACCCGACUCGCCCCCCGACUCGUCGGCGAUCAGCCCACCUGCGUUGACCAUCAACGUAGCGCCAUCGGAGCCCCCGUCUUUGCAAUCUCCUUGGCAAGCCCCUGCAUCUGGCGGUUCUCCCGCCCAGCACACCCUGCCGGUCGCCCCCGUCCCAUCGGUCGACGACGCGGCGCUCCUAGCCCAACGGCGCGGCUCGCUGCCCGCCCACCUCUACUCGACCGUCGAUCCCUCGUCCGACCUGCUCUCUGUGCACCAUGACCAGUUCGCCCGGCGGCGAUCGGUCGACGCCAGCCUGCAGCGGCUGCCGUACAACCCGUACGCGCCUGUCGCGCGCGCGCGGAACGGCAUGCACUCUGGCCUGAACCCGCACCGCGGUCCUGCUCAGCGGGGGCUCUGCCCACCGAUGGCGCGCGCAAUAUCCAUGGACGCGCGGCGCUUCUCGGUGGACGUCGUGCCCUCGGCGCAACGCAUGUACUCGCGCCCAUCUCCCCAGCUUCCCUACAGCCGUCCCUCACUCCCCAACGGCUCCCUCACAUCCCUUCCCAACGGUUCCCGCCCCUCCCUGCCUAACGGCACAAUGUACGCCUAUACGCAGCGUCCAGUACCGCCCUCACCCAUCCCCGGGCCCCUCCCCGCACCCAACUUCUCCUUCGGCGCGCCCAUGCCCCCGGCCGAGUCCGAGCAGGACUCGCCGCGGCGCGAGGACUUCGACGGGCAUCCGCGCGACUUCGACGGGCAGUCGCUCGCCUCCUCCUACGCCGCGUCCUCCCGCUUCGGCUCCCUGGCGUCCAUCAGCACGACCGACAGCCAACACACGUACUACUCGGACGUGACGGACCCGGCGGAUUACGCGCUCCGGCGCGCAUCUAUGACCUCGAACCAGUUCCUGGGGAUGAUGAGCAACCUUGAUGUGAGCGAUAACAGCGGAGAGCAGUGCUAUUCAGGGAAGCAAGCGGGCUAUCCAGGGGCGCAGGGGGGUAUGUAUGGGGCGGCGCAGGCUCAGCAGCAGCAGCAGACCUCGGGCGAAGCGGCUCAUGCGGUGUAUACCUCCGAGGCGGCCCAUGCUGCGUACCCUUCUCCGGCGCCGACGCUUUCGCCGAAGGACAAUGCGCUUGGGAUGGGCCCUGCUCACAUGCAGCGAGCGCAGUCUACUAUGCAGAGCGAGCAGCAGCAGGCGUACGAGCAACAACAACAGCAACAGGCAUACGACCAAUCGCGCUCGUACGAGCAGCAGCAGCCAUCUGUCCCCGCCAAUCAGUCCUCUUGCAGCCCGCCGGACGCCUACUACCCCGAAGGUAGCCUGCAGGUGCAGUACCCGGACAUGUACGAGACGGGGAUCUCGCCCUCUGGGCACUACGUCCCUGCCACGUCAUACUCUGUCCCGGCGUACCCGCUGGACGACAACUACAUGGGUGGCUAUACUGCAACCGACGCUGGCUACGCAGCCAACGAUGCGGGCUACGGCGUCAACGACGCGAGCUCGCGGCUCGAGUUCGCCCACCCGCCCGACUGGAGCACGGGGUACUCACCCGUCGCGGAGACUGCGCCGUGCGACUUGGGCGCGUACGUGCGGUACCAGUAACCCCUGGCAAUCAUUUGCUGCUCGCCAACCAGCCGUCUCCGAUCCUCACUCUCAAUCAAAUCAACCAACCUUAAGCACACUCACUCGCCUCUCUUGUUUUCCCCUUGCAUAUUUAAGCCCACUUACGCCUCGCCCGUUGUACAGCUCUGUAUACUAAUGCUUUCCUUCUCCUCUUCACCUCUUAGUCUCCCACCUUCGCUUCGCCUUGCGCGUGCGCACCCUUCACCCUUCCAACCUUCAACACCAACACGGACCUGCGGUUUCUUUAUUCCUUCUUUCAUUCGCCUUCUUCGUUAUUUCCUUUUGGCCUGCCUUUAUCUUAUUGUACUCAUUUUUUCUCACUGUCUCUCUCGUGCACUCAACGCGCUGCUACUGGUGUCUCCGCCGUACAUAUCUUAGAGCUUGUCCAUAAUCGUCCGUCUCGUCCCGCUAGUUUUGCCUGUACACUUCUGCAGGUUACCUUUCACCCGUACUCAUCAACAUCUGGAUUUCGAGGAAGAUUGCGCAGCUAUCGAAUCCCAUUCCAUGUUUUGCAUCGCAGC
Molecule: messenger RNA, 2820 nt
Organism: Schizophyllum commune H4-8
Lineage: Eukaryota; Fungi; Basidiomycota; Agaricomycetes; Agaricales; Schizophyllaceae
Gene: hom2
Product: regulator of mushroom development
Exons: 4
Coding region: 107-2278 (723 amino acids)
Biological process (GO): regulation of transcription by RNA polymerase II
Cellular component (GO): nucleus
Molecular function (GO): RNA polymerase II cis-regulatory region sequence-specific DNA binding; DNA-binding transcription factor activity, RNA polymerase II-specific
Source: RefSeq, a predicted model, not a curated record